AAUUCAAUUAAAAAAAAGUAUUUUCGUGUUGUGAGAGAUGCUAUCCUAUAUGGAAGGAGGCCUGUUCCCAGCAGUGGAACGCAUAUAGGCUGGUUAUUAUUUACGUGCAAAGUAACACGAACUAAACCUUAUUUAAUAAAUGAGUGUUGAACAAUUAAUUUCUUUUUUUACAUAAAAUCCUAGCGCGUAAUUCAUGAUCGUUGCUUCAAAAGACUUCGACAUGGUAACUAUGGUAAGUCAUAUAAAAAUGUAUUAGGUAAUUAAUUUGACUUAAAAAUAAUAUUUGUCAUUAUCUACUUCGAGUUUACAUGGUUUACACAAUCUUUGUGAAACAGUUUAUAGUCAACGAAUACUUAUAAAUUUAAGUGAACAUCAAAAACAAAUUCAUAUUUACGAAUAUACUCAUAUAACAUACCGGUAUCAUUCACAAAAUGUUAAAUAUGGCGUGAAUGACACUACAGGGAUCCAAUCUACCCUUCAUAACAUCGGCUGUAAACAUACACAUGUUUGCCACAAUUGUUAUUAAAUUCCUUUACAGAAUCAAUAAACAAAUGAAAGAGCACACGUCUUCAAAAUUCAUCAUUUUACUUUCAUUCGGGGAUUAUGCGCGUUUGGAAGUCCGCGGCCAUCUGUACUAUAAUAUGUGUGCGUACGACGUUGUGCGUGAUCCGGGACUUCUCAAUUUGCCACGACGACUUCAGUUCGGAUCCCGCUGAUGGCGUGCUGAAGGAACACACCUUCACCUGGCUUGGAUUCAUGCAAUACAUACACGUGACAACAACUCUCCCGCACCACAGUAAGGCCCCACGAGUUGUCCUUGUCCACAAGCAGUUUGUCAUUGGGACAGCUACUGAUCUACUGCAUCUUCCCAAGAAUUACAGACUUGGCAAUGUUGUCUUUGGAGAUUACGAACGAGAUGAAGAAGAUUGUGGCUUAUCACGACAGCAGAUUAAGAUUGGCAGAAGAUGUCCGCGAGCUUAUAUAGAAAUUCCACUACUUGAUAUAACACCUCAUCCAGAAUACACAAGGUUUGGCGUUGGCAACAGUUUAGCUCUAGUAAAACUGAUUCGACCAAUGAAAUCACAUUACAUGGUGCCAGUGUGUCUGCCGACGGUGUCUGAACGCACGAGGAAAAGGAAACAUAAAAUUGUGUUUCUGGUCGACUACAUCAGCACUGUCCCAAGAGACUUCGAUUCUGAAAGAUUAGCCAAGAAAACGCUGAAACUGUACACUCACAGGGAUUGCAAAAGGCAUCGGAUGAGAGGGAAACUUGGCAGUGAAGGCGUGACCCACGUUCUAUGUAGUUCUGGGUGUGGCGUGAGGGCAGGAGCUCCCAUCAUCAGCCACACGAUUGACGGGCCGUACGAGCUCAUCGGCGUGGCCGCCGGCGGAGCACCCUGCCACCGACGGUCCAUGAGGAGACGGUUAAAUACUGAACCACCCCUAUACAUCGACGUAUACCCCUACAUCACUUGGAUAACAAACGUCAUAACUGCACAUCAUCUACCCAAAUCUUACCCACAAAACUUCAUGCUAGUUGAUGCAGGAUCCAGUAUGGGUAUUCACAAAGAUUAUUUAAGAAGGAGAAGAAGGCAGAAGUCGGGCUGGCGAGCCCGUACCUUCAUGACCGGGAACUUCUGCUUCAAAUCGUUAAAAAAGCAAAAAGGAGCAGCGUUCUUCUAUUCAGAGAAGUUUGAAGUGAAUGCCGAUCCUCCAGCAAAAAUGAAUAUCGUAAUGAAGAUAUCUGCUGGUGUGGAAUGUACGAUAGUCUGCGCUCGUUUGAUGAUGCCCAAUCGUUUGUCGAAGCCAAUCAUUGCAGGUGUAGGAGGCUACAAUAUAACAGUGACUUUCGAUACCGAAUGGUUUCCCUACACUUUUUACUUCUCCUUGGCUCUCGAUGGGAAGAACUCGACACUUAGAGACCUUGGAGACUGGCUACUUGAACGUAAACCUGGUUUCUGGUGAAUUAUACUUUUCAAAUAUAAAAGGUUCUUUUAUUCUCCUUUUGUUUAGCACUGAUUGCAUUACAAGAUUUAGUACCUUACAUCUAUACAUACACACAAUAGAUUUUCCCACGUUUUUAUACACUUUUCUUGUUUGCUAGUCGUUCCGGUUGAAUUUUUGCAACUCAAUUUUAAAGCACUUCCCAAAAAACAAGAGACUGAAACAUACAGGUAGUUUCAAACGCAUCUCCAAACAAUGAA
Molecule: messenger RNA, 2204 nt
Organism: Trichoplusia ni (cabbage looper)
Lineage: Eukaryota; Metazoa; Arthropoda; Insecta; Lepidoptera; Noctuidae
Exons: 10
Coding region: 604-1965 (453 amino acids)
Biological process (GO): proteolysis
Molecular function (GO): serine-type endopeptidase activity
Source: RefSeq, a predicted model, not a curated record